AAAGUAGCAGGCCAGGAACAACCAUCAAUGCGAAGAAGUUGCUUGCUUCGUUCGACGUUUGGUUGAAUCGGGCUUCUGGACGUCGCGACGACGACGACGACGAAUGUGGGAAGGUAUGGGGCGAAGUGUGAGUGCGCGAGCGAAUCGUCAGCAGCAGCAUUGAGAACCGCUCGUCGAGUGCGAUUUGAUGUUCGGGAAAAGAAAAUGGCCGCCGUCGCGUGUGUGAAGAUCUCUCGGGAACUCAGCACUUGGGUAGCGCUCUUGGCAUAGACGGUUUUUGUUUUUCCACGUAAUUUUUCACCUUCUAAGCGCGGUUCAUCGACACGACAGACGAACUAAGUAAGACGGAGAUUUCCUACGUUUCUGUGCUGUGAUUUUUCGCGUGUUUGACCCGGAUCUGGUCCCAGGGACGCGGCGGACAGUAGUGAUUUCCGACCAAACCCAGAAAAACAGCAGAGAAUAGACGGGGAGUUCGGCCAAAUCCCGGAAGGCUCCGCGCGGAGUGUUUUGUGAGUUUCGGACGUCAGUUUCUAUUCGCUCGGUUCCUCUUCCUUUUCCGACGAUGGGUUCGAAGCGCAGAAGAGUGGCCUGCUGAUGCUGACCAGACAGAGUGAAGUCGUCCCAUCAUUAGCCGGAGAGAAGUAUUACGAGUUUUCAGUGCUUUUUGGUUCGAUUUUUUUGCAAUCCAAGAGAACCGAACGUCGGAUUUUGCGGUUCCAGUUGGCACUGGCCGUAGUAGGCAUUGGUCGUGUGAAGUGUUGGAAGAAGGAAGUGGGUAAAGGGGAGGACGCGGGAAGAACGCAACACAACAACAACAGCAGAGUAGUAACAGCAGCAGCAAGCAGAAGAAGAAAAGAGGCGAAUUUCUGUGGGUCUUUUUCGCGAUCCGGAGGAGGAUGAAGUGAGUGAUGGGCUGGAUUGUGGAAAAUUUGCGGGUGAUUGCAUCCAAAAUAAAGUGCAUCCGAGUGAAUCCCGGAACUGUGGCCUGACCUGGUUCCGGAAUUGAAUGUGCAGACGGUGAUUCCGGGUGGUUUUCUUCUUUAUUUCGUUGUUGCAAUUAACGGAAACAAUCGCACACCGUUUCACGGAAGGAUGAUGUGUCCUGCCGGACGACAUCGAUGAAACGCAGCCGUGAUUGUGUAAUGGAUGUGUAAAUAAUGAAAUUCUGUAAAUAAAUGUGUAUAGUGAGAAGCUCCCCACAAGAAAAAAAAAAGUUGGUAUAUGUGAAAUUCGGCUAGUUUUCUAAACAUAGUAGCUAUUGCGUACCAAUCUGAAAUAAUGAAGUGAAUUGUGCGCCUUUCACUGAUUGUGUGGGAAGUGGAUGUAAGAAGCGAAAUCAGUCUUAAUGAAGAGAAGAAAAAAAAUCUGCUGUUUUAGUGAUAAAAAAUAUAAAAUUAGCAGCCCAUGAGGAGUGUGGUGAAUUGGCAAAAGCAUAAGUCGCGUAACAGCAGGUUGUCUACUGGGGAAUAUGUUCCCCGAAAAGUGAAAUGAUGAUGAAGCUCGUGAGUGUCACAGUUUUUGGUAGCCGAGCUUGAAUGAAGGUAGUGGUGAAGAGAAAUAAUUAUACUUCAAGGCGACGAGAAGCCAAAGAAGAAGAAGAAGAAGAGCAAAAAUUGCAUUUUCCAAUCAAUCAACUGUGUGAACAACUGGGGAAAAAUAUGCUGACUUCGGAAUGAGAUGGAAGCGGCUAUACGUUCUGUGCAGCAGGUUGGGCCACCAGGCCAGAGGGCCGACACUGGCCCUUCGCCGCAGCCUCCUCCAACGAUGUCAUUUCAGCAACGUGUACCACCCGGUGCUACGCAAAUUCAUAGAUCUAUUGACGCGGCCCAAAGCUAUAGCAAAGGAGGCCCCACCCCAUCGCAAUCCGCCCCUAGAUCGGCAGCUAGUCCUCUCUCGCCACCCCGACCCGGUCCGGGAGCGGGAGCUGCGAAUUAUCCACCAUUUGCAGGAGCACCAGCGCGCGAGGCCCCGCUCAGAUAUGUGCAAACCAACUCAUAUUACCGUGAGAACCCAUACACCCGCGUGUCACAGGUACCACAGGUUCCGGAGUACCAUCGACAGGUGCCGGUGGUAUCGGUAUCGAGUAGUAUACCCGCACCUAUUAGUAUAGCAAAUUCCAUGGAGCAGUCAGUACAACAACAAUCAACUCGACCCCGAAUGUCCCUGCUAGCCCACAAUGCUGACUACCUGCAGACACGAUCCGUGCAGCAACCCCCGCCGGCACCGUCGGAUACCGGACCACCUGCAUUUAAAAAGAUUCGCCUAAACGAAAACAGUCAACCUGCGCAAUCCCUCCUGAAUGUUGAUACACGUGAUCCACCGGUGUCUUCCGGUGCGUAUCAUCCUCAGGUGGAGGCGAUCUCACCAACGCUGCCAAGUGAUCCGACUGAGGAGCUGCGUGCCACCAAGGACGAUCUGCUACAACAGAUCGCCAAGGUGGACAUGGAGAUCGACAAGACGGAGAAGAAGAUCGUCAUGCUGAAAAAGAAGCAGGAAACGCUGGAAGAGGCUUCAGCGAAACCGGCCGUCGAGGAGAGUGCCGCUGAGGCUCAACCCAAGCACCGAAGCUUAGCGCAGCAAAUCUACGCCGAGAACCGGAAACGGGCGUCGAACGCUCACGCUGUACUGAGUGCGCUUGGCACUGCCACCGAUCUGCCCCUGUACAAUCAGCCGUCCGAUGCGGAAAGUUGCCGCGAUAUCCAGGAGCGACACAAAACGUUCCGGCAGCAUCUGCUACUGCAUUUCAAAAAGAUUAAAUCCGAACGGGCGGCGAAACAGAUCGAACUGACUGAACGAUAUGCGCAGUUAUCACAAGACUGGUCCAAACGUGUAGAUAAGAUGGAAGCUAGUGCAAAGCGUAAAGCGAAGGAAGCGAAAAACCGGGAGUUUUUCGAGAAGGUGUUCCCCGAGCUUCGGAAGCAGAGGGAGGAUAAAGAGCGAUUUAAUCGUGUAGGUUCUAGGAUUAAAUCCGAAGCCGAUCUUGAAGAGAUCAUGGAUGGUCUUCAGGAGCAGGCGAUGGAGGAUAAAAAAAUGCGUUCAUAUGCUGUGAUUCCACCUUUAAUGUUAGACUCCAGACAAAGAAGGCUAGUGUUUAAUAAUGAAAAUGGAGCGCUAAUAGAUAUGGAAACAGAAUUCAAGGAACGGUUAAAUUUAAAUGUGUGGACAGCUGGCGAGAAGGAAGUGUUCCGGGAGAAAUUUUUGCAACAUCCGAAAAAUUUUGGCAUGAUUGCAGCCAGCCUGGAUAGGAAAAGUGCGCAGGAUUGUGUGCGAUAUUACUACCUCAGUAAAAAGGCGGAAAACUAUAAGCAGUUGUUACGAAAGUCUAGGCAGCGAACGCGAAGUUCGAAGAAUAUGCAGAAAUCCAAUCAAAACCCGACGCAGUGCAUAGUAGAUGCACUAACAACUGGUGUUACAACAAGACUACAACGUGAACAACAACAAAAGACUGUAGGCCGUGAUCGUGCCGCGAAUUCAACAAAUAGUUCAAUAGGAAAUAGUUCGGCAUCUAAUGUCUCAACAAAUUCAUCUUCAAAUAAUACUAAUAACAAUAAAAGUAGUAGUAAAAGCAACAGUUGUAGUGCAGGUAGUAUUAAUACUAAGACGGCUGUAUGUAGUAGCGCAUCGACGACUAGCACAACUGUUGCGGUAUCUUCUGUAGCAGCGACAGCACCAGUAACCAGUACGGUAACGACAUCUGCAGCAUCUCCUCCGGCCGCUACAGUGUCCUCCGGCACCCCCGCCACGACGACGUCAACAACUGCGACUAGUAUAACUAGCACUACAAAUAGCAGUAGCAGUAGUGGUAGUACCAACAGCACUACAAAUGAAAACAGCAGUAGUACAUCGAAUGUAAAUUCCACGCUUCCUGCUCCUGAGGGUCUUGAGGCGAUCGCGAAAGAAGAGAAUGAUCGGGAGAAAGAAGCAGCUGGUUCUGAAUCGUCUCCGUCGUCUCUACCUGUCACUUCCGUUGCUACUGCGGAAAGUACCAGUACUACCGCUACGUCGACAACUGCCCCUGUUUCAGCGAGUCCAGCACCUGCAAGCGCAACUCCAUCGCGAAGUGCAACACCUUCAACCGUAGUUCCGUCACCUGCUUCUUCUUCGUCUGCAUCGGUUACAACAAGCAUAUCGGUGGCUCCACCGAGUACAAGUGCGCCGACGGUGACGCUGCCUAGUAUCUCAGUAAACACAACGUCUUCGUCUGUCUCGUCGAGUAUCAUCAGCAGCAGUAGCAGCAACAGCAGUAGCAUUUUGGUUCCGGCAGUGAGUAUUGCAGUGAGCAGCAGCAGUAGUAAUUGUGCAAGCAGUAGUAGUAGUGCUGGUAAUGUCAGCAACAAUAACAUAAGCGGUAAUCUGUCGAAUGUGACUGCCGUGGAAACGUCAUUUGUACCUAACCCUAGCCCUAGUAUAACUGCAAUUCCGCUGAACGGUGUAAAAACGGACGUACUAAACUCAACAACGGCGACGGUGACAUCCGUCCCAACGCCGCUAAACAACAGCUACAGCAGUAAUAACAAUGUUAAUGCCAGUGUAAAUAGCAUCAUCUCCACAAUGCCUAGUUCCAAUGCCGCUGGAGGGGUCAGUGGCGGCGGAAUCACUUUGGCCCAUGGCGGGUCGGUACCAGUUACGCUUACGGCAGCUGCUCCGGGCGGUGGAAUCAUAUCGUCAUCGACGUUGCCGCCCAGCUCGCAGCCGCAGUCAACGCAUUUACAACCGCUGCCGCAUCCGAACGCAGUGAUGUUUAACAACACGAGCACCCCGAAGAACUCGCCCAACGACGCCAUCAUCAUUAAGGAUAUCACGUUGGGAUCCGUGGUGGCCAGUGUGGUGAACAGUAAACUUGGUGUGAAGGACAACUUUCUCAAGGAUGAUCUGGAGCCGAGCGAUGCGAAGAAACGGCGAAUCGAUAUGGAUGGAGCAAGGGACGACGGUAUCGCACAUGACGGCAAAGAUAAGGGUGUCGCACUGCACUCUUGUUUCGUCUGCAAGACUGAGAUGUGCCCUCGUACUCGGCCGCUGGAACGAGGCCGGGGUAUGCAGUACGGCAUACCGGAAGAGGCGAUACCGCCGGGAGCACGUGUUUGCAAUACGUGCCAAUGCAAGUCGGUGAAAUCUAGGUACGACUCGCAAUAUUAUUCUCCCUCCGCUCUUGCACAGGGUUUAAUAUUGAACGAUCAAUCCGUCCAUUCUAGAUAUACGCACUGUCCCUUGCCGACCUGUCCCAAUCCGAAAGACAGGGUGAAACGAUUCCGAAAUCUUCCGCCACGUCUUUCCGAGCUUUCGCCGGAGAUUCGCGACCCGAUUAUACAAGAAUUGCAAAUUCCACCAAAUGUGACGAAGUGUUGUUCCGCCUGUUUGACACGAAUUCGGCGCAAAAUGGGUCCACAUCUGUUAGGAACGAAUCUUACCGAAGAAGAGGUAAACCGAUUAAAAAAGCUCCUGCAGGAAUCUGGCCCGAAAUGGAAUCAGCUGGCGGAAACGCUGAACAAGACCCCCGUCGCGCUGAAAAGUUUUUACUUCCAUUACAAGAAGAAGUAUGGGUUUGACAUGGCAGUGACGGAAUACUACAAACAGCAUCCUGGCGAAGAUAGUCGCCCUGCUAUGACCGAUGGUGAUGAGUCGGAUAUGAGCGCUUCUUCUUCGGACGAACGAGACGGAAGUAGCGAUACAACUGCAUCCGCCGAAAGCCCGAACAACUCAGUGCCACUGAAUGUUACGAAAGAGGAGAUCAUCGCCGUUCCUGAAACACUGGCACCACCACCUCUAACGAAGAGUAUCGAUGACGACCGUUUGCUGCCGCCAGGGCAGCCGCCUAGAAAACAAAAGCUCACGGAAGAGUACGAUAGCUCAGCUACAGAAACAGCUGACGAAGAAAAUGAAACCUCACCAGCUAAUCGGCAGAGUCCCAAAGUUGUUUAUAUUCCGCUUAGCGGAACGAACCCAUUAAUCUCUGCCAAUCAUCCGCCCUUGCAAAACGGACCGCGUGGUAAUGACGUUAACUCACCUCUGAACGUUCGAGACAUGAUGCUGAAUGUGAUAGAAAGAUCUCUAAAAUCUAAUAAUAUGCCCGGGUCAGUAAAGCAAAUGAAUUUCCCACCACGAGACUAUCGAGAUAUGUCAAAGGGGCUGCCUAAUCGACCUCCUUCUGGAGAAAUGGCAACACUUUCAGUGGUGAACUCCCAUUCUCACAAUCAGCCGCAACAAAUAAUGCCGGAUUAUUCCCAUCCAAUAAGUUCCCAGAUACAGGCCACUAUAACGCCUGUUCCCCAGCAGCAGCAACAGCAACAGCAGCAUCAGCAGCAGCAACAACAACAACAGCCUCCACAAUCACUAGCUCCGAGUCAGCAGAUUCCACCUCCUUUGCAGCAGCAGAAAACGUCGCAACCGCAGACUCAACCUAUUCAACUCACCCAGCCGCAGUCGCAAUCGUUGACCAGCUCCAGUAACCGGGAUCGCCCAAACAGCGGUACCCACAUAGUCUACAUAAAUCAAGCACAAUCGCUCGAUCUCAGCCUAAAGAAGCCACAAAGAGACAACCUUCCUCCCCCAGCGCACAACAGCAAAAUGCCUAGAUCGUCCUCACCCAAUUGGCCGCCCCACCCGGACUUUCCACCACCGAGCCAUCAGCAUCCACCAAAGUAUCCGCGAUCAUAUUACAUCGAAUCUAUUGGUCACCCUUCAAAAUCACCUUCUGGCCUUUUGACAACAUUGCCCGGCGGUCCACCGAUGGCUAUGAGUCAAGGUCCAGCCGGCCCCUCGAAUGCUGCACCUUCCAUCGUGGUACGAGGACAAAUGCCGCAACAACCCAUCUCGUUAACACCCCCUCCUUCGAAGAAGCAAAACGCUCCUAAACUGAGCCCCAAAGUGACGCAUCAAGUGCAAUCGGCCAUGCAGCAACCACCAGCGCAAUCGAUGGGACCCAAAGGUUCGAUCACCCAUGGUACACCAGUAAAUGCUGCCGGUCAACAAAUCCUAGUGCAAGGGCAAACGACGCUUAGCCCUCGUUAUGACAACAUGCUUAGACAAACACCGCCUUCGUCCAACGACAAGCUUGGAUCCAUCACCCAAGGAACGCCGGUGCACGUAUCUGGGCACACGCUGCCGGAUAAACGUGCCUCGUACGAGUACAAAUCAUACAACAACCGACAGAGUCCUGCCCAGGUAUCGCAAGCGCCAACUCAAGGAAGCCCCCAGGCACCUCAGUUUGCGUACAGCCGAAAUGCGCCGGCAUUCAGUUUGGAACCGCCCCAGCAGCUCAGCUCGCGACAGAUCAUCAUGAACGAUUACAUCACGUCGCAGCAAAUGCACGGCCAAGCGCAAGGACGCAACUCGGUUGGAUCGGGUGGACGCCCGGAAAAAGAAUCUCCAUCGCCACGCAGCGGACCUCCCAACAUGUCAAACCCGUCGGCAGCUUUAGUGUAUGCCGUCGGCGCUCGGGACGGCAAUGCCAGGCCAGAGUAUCUGAACCGGGCAUCAUCUGCCGAUCACGUCAAUAGGGUAUCUCCUGUUUUCAGCACUCCUAGUCCACACAGAACACCGCCCCCGCCACAACGGCAAGGAGUAAUCCAGAGGCACAACACGGUUGGAGGCAGUGGAAACGCUAGCGGUGGGGCUGGGUCCAAACCGCCUAGUCCGGCGCCCAACCGGCUGCAUCUUGUCCCGCCAUCGCACCACUACAUGCAAGGACAUGAAGCAUUUGCUUCGCUGGUUGACCUGGCCGUGCAGCAGCCGCCAAUGACGGUUCCACACAAGGAUGAUAAGCGACCAUCGAUCGUCGAGCAGCAACCUCCACCUCCGCCGCCGACGCAUCAUGAUAUGCGCUAUCAUCCGAGCAUGAUUCAGAUCCACCACCAACAGCAACAACAGCAGCAGCAACACCAGGCUCAACAGCAACAUCAGGCAGCCGCUGUUGCGGCUCAACAACACCAUGCUGCUGCAGUUCAGCAGCAACAGCACUUACAAAGACAGCAACAGCUGGACCUACAACGUCGGCAGCAACCUCAGUUGCAUCCGUCACUGCAGCACGUAUCAGUUGCAGGAGUCCUACGAGAGCACCAGAUAGACCGUGAGCGCGAGCUCGCAAACUAUCGCGAACGUAUGGAGCGGGAACGGAACAUGCAAGCCGAGCGAGAGCGGUCCAUCAUGGUCGAGAGGGAACGACAGUUGGAGCGCGAACGGGACCGUGAGAGACGCGAACGAGAACAAAAAGAUCAGCGUGAUCGUGAAUUGCGCGACAUGCAGCAGCGUGAGCAGCGUGAUCGGGAACGGAUGGCUCACCAAGAGGAAGAGGAACGCCGCCGUAAGCAUUACGAAAUGAUCAACGAACGAAUGGAAAGUUCGCCAUUUCGUUACAGGCCCAUGGAGCCGGGUAUGGGAAUGCGACCUUCGUCGGAGGGACCGUUAACGGCUGCCAAUCUGAUAGAUGCGAUUAUUACCCAUCAGAUAAACCAGACGGCGUCAGAACCUCCGUUGCCUCCCAGCCGUGAUCUACAUCGUGCUGCUUACUAUCCACCUCGUGACCAUCGCCAAUCAGCGAUGAGUGAAAACAAUGGAAAAUCCCAUUCGCCCAAUGUGAUAAACAUCGAUGUCGAUUCGGAUCCGACCCGGAAAAACAUAACUCUCGGUGAGCUAACCGAUACUAUCAUAACUAAGGACUAUUCUCCGGCUCCCAACCCGUUCCUUCAAAUGCGUCCAAUGAUGGCAAUGGAUCCGCCCAUGGUUCCUUCGUCGGAAGCUUGGAAAUAUCGACGGAUGCCCGCAGGCAAAGAUGAUCAGUCUCCUCACGGCCAGCCAGUGCAAUUACAAGUGCAGGGAUCCCCGCAAGGUCCCCCUGGACAUCAGUAUGUACAGCCGGGUGGCAAAGGCCCCGGUAGAUCAACCCCGGAUGAUCGUCACAUCAUCCGGAUGGCACAAUCUCCAACACUGCGAAACAAAUUUCACGAAUCCGCCUCGCCCGAUACUCAGUUCUUUCCUCCCGGAGCGCCGCUGAGUCGCGGCUCUCAUGACUUCGCCCUUGAUUGUUACGUCAAGAACCUAAUUGUGGAAGCAAUGCGAACAGAGGGCGACAAAAGAGCUGAUGACGCAAGAGACCACCAGUCACCGAGGAAUCAAUCACCUGCGCAGCACGGUCAUGGACAUCAAGCCCAUCACAACAAGGAUCAUGACCGUAGUACUACUCCGGGUGAUUUGUUGAUCGACGAAGAAACCGGUCGACCUGCCUCCGGAAGUAACUCUCAUAGGGCUCAGGCGCCAACUCAGCUACUGCCACCUCACUCGCAACCUCAGGGAGGAUUGCACAAUUCCAUCCAUUCAUCACCCUACCUUGGAAACCAAGCCGGUCCGCCGCCACCUUCUUCGUUUGCUCCACCUACGUACUACCCAUACAGUGCUCUAACGGUUUCGGGAGGGCCUGUGGUAGGAAACCUGGGUCCUCCUGGACCACCAACAAAGACGACCCUUAUAGUACCAACCCUGGGAGGUGCUGGCAGUAGUAGCGGCAUUCCACCUCCAACCAGUGGCGGAGGCAUGAUCGACGACAGGCAGUCUUCAUCGAACGCUUCAAUUGAGCCCAAACCGCUGCUUUCUGCUCAGUACGAUGCACUCAGCGAUGAAGACUAGAACUCAUCUGUACCGUUGCAUAACGAAAAUGAUAGAACAACAACACAAGUUGGGUACACAUUCAGUAUGAAUUCUAUCUCAUGCAAACUUGUAAUUUAUUAUAAAUAUUAAUUAUAAUACAAAAUAUGAUAAUAAUACUAAAGUAUGAAUGAAUAAAAUUAUCUUUGGAAAGGUGAACAUGUAUGAAGAAAAAACAUAAAGAAAAGCAAGAACACUUUCACACUGAAUGAAGGCAAAACAGCUAGAGAUAUACAACGAGAAUUAUUAAUAAACAACACAACCCAGAAAAAGAGGAGAAUAGAGUGAAGAUUAUCGAACUACUCCAUUACACAGGAAAACAAUCUAACUUCCUAGAAAACAAUCUAAAGAAAAUAAUCUUAUCCAGACACGAACUCUCAAACACAGAUAUAACAGAGUUUAAAGCGCUUAACCCCUCUAAAGAGACGCCCCCGGCUAGAGAAAAAGCGGAGAAACAGAGCACGUGCGAAUUAUCGAUUUGGGAGGUAGACACUUUGGGUCCUCAAUCCAGAAACGGGAAACAGGCAAAUGUCAGAUCUGAAUCUGAUUAAAGGUUGUCGAAAGUCCUUCAACAACGUUUUAAUGUGUUAAACUGAGCAAAGGAACGCAAUGUGUAGAGAAAGUAAAAUAUGUUAAUAUGGAAAGCAAAGAGGAAAGCUUAACGCAGACACGAACAUAGAACAUAGAGAAGACGGAUUAUUUGUACCGAGCUUGUAUGGGAAAGCUAGCAACAAACAAAUAAAUAAAUAAUAAUACAAAUAACAAUAGUUUGUCAACCAACCAAUCCGGGAGAGAAUGACACAAACCAGCAAGUAAAAAGAAAAACAUCGCUAGGACUGUUUUGAGUUCUCAUUGUCGAUGUUCUCUGUUUUCCCCUAUGUUCAGAGUAAAGAGAAGUUCUGUUUCAAACACACUCCCCCGCUCGCAAUUCGGUCGUGCGGUGGGAAACAUGGUUUGAAGUUCAGAAUGUUAGCCGAAAAACAAAAAAAAAACUGUAAAGAGAGGAACCACACCUGUAGUAGCAAGUAAAGAAAAACACUUUUUAGUAGUAUUGGUUAAGAUCAGUGCAGGGCAGGCAUAUGAGAAGCAAGUGAAGCUAAUGUUCCAAUUAAGUCCAAACUGCUGAGAUUACCGCGCUGUACAAUAUAAAAUAAACACAAAGGAAGUAAAACCGCAUACUGCAUCAAGAAAAUAAGAAAAAAAAAUUAAAAAUCCGAAGAUGAGAGAGAAAAGUGGUAUGUUAUGUUCUCUAUAAAGUAUAAAAAUGCAUGUAAUUAUAUUAUUGUCAAGUUCAUUAUAGUUCUGAUGAAAUUUUAAGUUACUACUUAAAAGAAAAAAAGAGAAACAACUAACAGUUCAUUGAUUGCUGAAAAUAUAAAUUUAGUUAGGUAGACCAGAAAGAAAUUAGAGCGUCUUAAGGCAGAGAGAAUCAAUGAUUAAUGAUUAUUAUAACAAUUUGUGUUAGGCCUCUUUUUAGUUUGUAAUUAUUUCCUUCUUUUUCUAAAAAAGUAUAUAUUAACACGAUAUGCAAAAUCUAAGCAUUAAGUGAAUAAAAUAUGAAAUAAUUAAAA
This is a messenger RNA of Armigeres subalbatus, 11207 nucleotides long. RefSeq lists its product as uncharacterized. Bases 1678 to 9618 code for a protein of 2646 amino acids. Gene Ontology annotation, biological process: regulation of transcription by RNA polymerase II. Gene Ontology annotation, cellular component: chromatin. The transcript is spliced from 15 exons. Lineage: Eukaryota; Metazoa; Arthropoda; Insecta; Diptera; Culicidae. The record is from RefSeq and is a predicted model, not a curated record.